UAUAAAACAAUAUGCUAUAAAUUAAAUGCCGCCUAUCGUUCUUUAAGGUUUGUUGAGUUAAAGUUUUCAAACAGGCAUUAUGUUUCACAGAAAUACAUUGCCAAGGAUGUUCCAUGUGUUGUGUGGUUUAGUUUUCUUGGCGUGGAAUACAGAGGCAGCUAUAACUGGGUGGACAGUUCCAGGUAUAUCUAAAAAGGCGGAUGGAGCUGGAACGGCUGCUCCAGAGAUACCGGAAAGUUUAACACCGGGACAUCUCACAGGCAUUAAUGUAACAGCAAUAUCCGACACAAAUAAUGCAUCUAUAACGUAUGUCAUGCUGUGCAAACCAGAAGAUGGAAUGUUUACUAUCAACAAGACUAGUGGUGCCAUCAAGUUUGCCAAAGGUGUUCUCGAUUUUGAGAAGAGACCAUCGUAUGUUGUAAGAAUAAGUGCGUCAGACACAACAGCAACAAAUGGUACUGUUAAUGUAACACUGGAGUUAUCAAACUCACCGCCUGUAUUUUCAUCAAAAACUUACAAAAAUCAAAUGUGUGAUGGAGCCGGUGCGGGAACGUUAGUGACCACAUUGAAAGCAACCGACCCCGGAAACAGUAACGUCACGUACAAGUUUCAAGGUAGUAAUACUGACUUUAUCAUCAAAGCACACACUGGAGUGAUGGCAGUGGCUAACAAGAAGUCCCUCAAUAUGACGGCAAAGAGUACAUAUUCUUUGAUCGUUCUGGCAUCAGACACUGUCAGUCAAUCAACACCUGGUACCUCUACCGUAAGUGUCACUGUGAAAACGUGCAGCAGUGGAACCAGUCAUAUCGCUGUCGCAUUUCCGGCUCUGUUGUUGGCAGUUCUGGCGAAACUGUUUUAACCUGAUAGAAAACUUUCAUACAAGGAGAUAUUAGAAUAGUAAUCUCAUAACAGAAGUUUGAUGUUGAAGAGUUUGUAGACGUUGCCAGGAAAUACACGGGACACAUACAAUUAAGUUCUUACACUACAUUACAGAUAUGCUGUAAUUAAGCAAAAAAAUGACAUAUAUAUAUAACUGCAAUUUGACCAGUAUUCAGAAGUCAAUCAUCGAAGCUUGAAAAUUAAACCGCAUACAUGUAUAUAAUAUACUUUCAAUAAUAAGAAACCUCUUGGAUAUCAUCUGAUAAACUGAUCUUUUGAUAUCAACUUUAUCAGGCGACGCUGCAUACGAUAUUGGCUGGAAGGGGCGAUGCUUGUCGGGCCCUUUCUGCGGUAAAUUUGUAUGAUAUAAGUUUAAGAAAACCCACGAAGUGCAGUAAGUAAGCUGAUACUAAAAUGAUUUUUUACACGCGUUCUUAAACUUUAAAUAUUAACAUUAUAGACUUUCGGAAGAUCACUUUUUUCCAGAUUUUGUUUUUCUACUUCAAAUGCUUAAAGAUUUAUUUUUAUCUGUACGGCGUACUUAUCUGUAAAAUUCAUAGCGGUCUAUGUAUGUCAGUUUUAUAUACAAACAAUGAAUAAUCCACAAGAUGGUUUGUAUCUGUUCAUAAAAUAUGAUUAUGGGUAUUACACUAAAAAAUGUCGGAUUAAAACAGGCGAAAUGUAAAUCAUAAGAUUUAAAGAGGAUGACGGAGGUCUGAGGAUACUAAUGACGUGCCGAGAGCACAGAAAUGUACCCAGCCUCGAUAUGUUGAUAUCCUAGCGAGAGUUAUGGCCCUUCCUAGCACAGAUUUGUACCCGGCCUCGAUAUGUUGAUAUCCUAGCACGAUUUAUGGCCCUUGCUAGCAACGAUUUGUACCCGGCCUCGAUAUGUUGAUAUUCUAGCGAGAGUUAUGGCCCUUGCUAGCACAGAUUUGUACCUGGCCUCGAUAUAUGUUGAUAUCCUAGCGGGAUUUAUGGCCCUUGCUACACGCGCUCGAUAUGUUGAUAUCCUAGCGGGAUUUAUUGCCCUUGAUAGUAUAGGUCGUAUAUGCAAAUGUGAUACUUACUAGUCUUGAUGAGUUUGUUUGCAUUUAUUUCGUUUUGUCUUGAAAUCAUUUUAUGCUGUACAUGUAGAUUUUUUCCUUGGGUUUUAUGCUUGUUUUCUUGUAGGUGUUUCUCUUUUUGUAUCUUUAUCAAUGAUUAUUAAAUGAUUAUAUAUGUUUAA
Ruditapes philippinarum (Manila clam) is the source of this 2104-nucleotide messenger RNA. RefSeq names its product cadherin-7-like. Gene Ontology annotation, cellular component: catenin complex; membrane. Bases 80 to 859 code for a protein of 259 amino acids. Gene Ontology annotation, molecular function: calcium ion binding; cadherin binding. The record is from RefSeq and is a predicted model, not a curated record. Lineage: Eukaryota; Metazoa; Mollusca; Bivalvia; Venerida; Veneridae. The transcript is spliced from 5 exons. Gene Ontology annotation, biological process: homophilic cell-cell adhesion.